Eremomyces bilateralis CBS 781.70 is the source of this 1342-nucleotide messenger RNA. RefSeq lists its product as uncharacterized. Gene Ontology annotation, cellular component: nucleus; cytosol. Lineage: Eukaryota; Fungi; Ascomycota; Dothideomycetes; Eremomycetales; Eremomycetaceae. Bases 81 to 1184 code for a protein of 367 amino acids. Gene Ontology annotation, molecular function: mRNA binding; RNA 7-methylguanosine cap binding. The record is from RefSeq and is a predicted model, not a curated record. The transcript has a single exon.
CUUCACCUCCGAUCGUCCUAUCUCGCAGUUCUCACACCUUCGACCGAUUAGACUCCGAAUAGUGCGCAACAUUGAACAAGAUGGCGGAUCCGCAAGAGCUGAUGGACGUCGACAUCGACCUCGACCUCUCCAUCGAUCCCUCCAUCGAACAACUCGCGUUCGAAGAAUCCACCGAAUCUCCUCUCCCCAGCCAUCCUCAGCCGACUCAUGCGACCUCGACCUCAAUCUUGCCGUCCGCUGAGUCUCUCACACCGUCUCCUCUGAAAAUCCACCUACGCGGCCUAGACGACCUUUCCACCGAAGACAUCCAUGCCUACGCCGACCAGUAUCUCCCGGCGAAGUUCCUCUACAAGGUUGAAUGGCUGAACGACACCUCCACCAAUCUCGUGUUCCUCGCCGAAGAGGACGCCCGUGCGGCCCUCGAGGCGCUCACCCACCAUUCCAUCGACCCACACAGCUUCGACGCCGCGCAGUUGCGCCCCGCCCGGAUCCUCUCCAAGCGCCCGGACGCGGAGCUCACGAUCCGCCAAGCUAACUCGGGCGACGUCAAGAAGCGGCGUGCGCACGAGCUGAGCAGAUACUACCUCCUGCACCCGGAGAAGGACCCGAGAAACCAACCCCGACAGCGGCGAAGCCGAAGUCCCGCUACGGGGCUUCUGUACGAUACGCCGCGUUCCAAGAAGCGAUCGCGCGACGAGGACCCGCCAAUGCCCGACGACAUCAUCGCUCGCUUGAAUACGGGCGUCGAGCUCUUUCCCGAGAAGGUUUCGGAGCCGUCGUUGAAGCGUCCGCGCUCGCGAAACCCAUCACGACCGCCUCCGACCAAUCACCGACGCUCAGACGCCGUCGACGAGACGGGCCAGAGCUCCGACGGCCCGCCCAUCAGCCCGGAGCAUCGGGCUGCGGUCAAGACCAUCCGGAAAACCUUGGAAGAACGCGUUGCUGCCGACCAGCGGGUGGACGAUUAUCAGAUCCGUGGGCAGGGUGAGAUCAGUGUCAAAGGUCAGGCCGGGACCAGCGCCAAAGGCCAAGGGGAAGUGAGCUUCAAAGGUGCCGCGAAACGAGACAGAGACACCCCGGCAGUGGAGCUCUUUCCGCAGAAGAGCAAGAAUGCUGGGCGAGAAUUGUUCCCGGGAUCGAUGGAUACGAGGUCGCGGAGGAAAACCGCGCAAGAUAUGUGGUGAAUCACUGGCGCUGCCCGCAAAGAAUAGAUGGAGUUUUCUUACCACGCACUCACUGGCCUCUAUCAUGGCACGUCACCUAUACCGCGGCUUUCAUGCGUCUACCGACUCCUGGAAGAUCUCGCAGAAGACGCUAGGGUCCUUUCUUUUUCUACGGCCCU